Molecule: messenger RNA, 7585 nt
Organism: Capra hircus (goat)
Lineage: Eukaryota; Metazoa; Chordata; Mammalia; Artiodactyla; Bovidae
Gene: SAMD4A
Product: sterile alpha motif domain containing 4A
Exons: 13
Coding region: 781-2937 (718 amino acids)
Biological process (GO): nuclear-transcribed mRNA poly(A) tail shortening; regulation of mRNA stability; negative regulation of translation
Cellular component (GO): P-body
Molecular function (GO): translation repressor activity; protein binding; mRNA binding
Source: RefSeq, a predicted model, not a curated record
GGGAUCCUCCCCCGACUCCCCCCGCGUGCCGCCGCCGCCGCCGCCCGGGUUCCUCUCCCCCCGCUCGGGCGCUCCCUGCCAAGCCCAUGAUGUAAUGGUGUAUGUUAAUCAGUAGCAUGUGGGGAGCUCCGGCUCGGGCGGCUCAGUCCUCCGCGAGCCUACACUGGAGGCAGCAGGAGCGGCGGCGGCGGCGGCCCUAUCCCGCAGCGCCGCACUCUCUCCGCGCCGCCCGCCCCGACGGCAUGGCCCGCAGCCCGCCCUCCGGGCGCCCCCAGCCUCGCUGAGAGCCACAGCCGCCCCGGACCCGCGCGUGGGGCCCCGAGCCGCCGGGAUGAGCCGCUCCGAGUGGUGAUCGCCACUCGGGAAUGCGGGUGUGAAGGGUCCGAGCUGCUGCCCAGCGGGGAAGAGACCUCGGGACGCCGGAAAUCACCAUCCCGAAGCUGCGAGAAGAGGGGAGGGGGAAAGAGAGCCUUCAUUCAGUUUGUGUGCCUUGUGGGGAAAUUUUUUUUUAAUCGUUAUUUUUUUUAAAAAAGAAAUAUUUCCGUGCUACUGUCUGUCAUCAUCUCUGGGGAAAUCAGCCAGAACCACCAGAACGUAACUGAAACCAGACGAGAGAGGCAGGAGCCGAGGCAGUACCUGCAGCGUCCGGGCACCAGAGCCACCUUGGAACGGGAACGCGUCUCCCGCGGCCGCGGGGCUGCGGCUCCGCCAAACUUUGGGGCGGGCGGGGCGGGCUGGGGCGCCCCGGGGGCUUUGUAGACUGAGGGCCGCCCCCUAACCAUGAUGUUUCGCGACCAGGUCGGGGUGCUGGCGGGCUGGUUUAAGGGCUGGAACGAGUGCGAGCAGACCGUUGCGCUGCUGUCGCUGCUCAAGCGCGUGAGCCAGACCCAGGCCCGCUUCCUCCAGCUUUGCCUGGAGCACUCGCUGGCCGACUGCGCCGAGCUGCACGUCCUCGAAGGCGAGGCCAACAGUCCGGGAAUCAUUAACCAAUGGCAACAGGAAUCCAAGGAUAAAGUGAUUUCCCUCCUGUUAACUCACCUGCCUUUGCUGAAGCCAGGAAACCUCGACGCAAAAGUAGAGUAUAUGAAACUGCUGCCCAAAAUCCUGGCACACUCCAUUGAACACAACCAGCACAUCGAGGAGAGCAGGCAGCUGCUGUCCUACGCUUUGAUCCAUCCGGCCACUUCACUGGAAGACCGCAGUGCUUUGGCCAUGUGGCUGAACCACUUGGAGGACCGUACGUCGACCAGCUUUGGCGGCCAGAACCGAGGCCGCUCGGACUCUGUGGAUUAUGGGCAGACGCACUACUAUCACCAAAGACAGAACUCCGAUGACAAGCUUAAUGGGUGGCAGAACUCUCGGGAUUCUGGGAUUUGCAUCAACGCCUCCAACUGGCAGGACAAAAGUCUGGGGUGUGAGAACGGCCACGUGCCCCUCUACUCAUCUUCAUCCGUCCCCACCACAAUCAAUACGAUUGGAACCAGCACAAGUACAAUUCUCUCAGGCCAGGCACACCACAGCCCUUUGAAACGAUCUGUGUCCCUUACCCCACCCAUGAAUGUGCCAAACCAGCCUCUAGGACAUGGAUGGAUGUCUCAUGAGGACUUACGAGCUAGAGGACCCCAGUGCCUCCCAUCCGAUCAUGCCCCCCUGUCUCCACAAAGCAGUGUAGCCUCUUCAGGAAGUGGUGGGAGUGAACACUUAGAAGAUCAGACCACUGCUCGUAACACAUUCCAAGAAGAAGGUAGUGGUAUGAAAGAUGUUCCAGCCUGGUUAAAAAGCCUCCGCCUCCACAAGUAUGCCGCGCUCUUCUCCCAGAUGACCUACGAGGAGAUGAUGGCCCUCACUGAGUGCCAGCUGGAGGCUCAGAAUGUUACCAAAGGCGCAAGACACAAAAUUGUCAUCAGUAUUCAGAAACUCAAAGAGAGACAAAAUCUCCUGAAGUCUUUGGAAAGGGACAUCAUUGAGGGGGGCAACCUGCGCCUCCCCCUCCAGGAGCUGCACCAGAUGAUCCUGACCCCCAUCAAGGCGUACAGCUCACCGAGCACCACCCCAGAGGCUCGCCGCCGGGAGCCCCAGGCCCCGCACCCGCCUUCGCUGAUGGGCCCCGAGAGCCAGAGCCCGGACUGCAAAGACAGUGCCACGGCCGCAGGAGCCACAGCCACCACUUCGGCUGGGGCCAGUGGCGGGCUCCAGCCACACCAGCUGAGCAGCUGUGACGGGGAGCUGGCUGUCACCCCCCUGCCAGAGGGGGAUCUCCCCGGGCAGUUCACACGUGUCAUGGGGAAAGUGUGCACACAACUCUUGGUCUCCAGACCCGAUGAGGAAAAUAUAAGUUCCUAUUUACAGCUCAUAGACAAAUGUCUAAUCCAUGAGGCAUUUACAGAGACACAGAAAAAAAGAUUGUUGUCAUGGAAACAGCAGGUGCAGAAGCUCUUUCGGUCUUUCCCUCGGAAAACCCUUCUAGACAUAUCAGGAUAUCGACAGCAAAGAAACCGUGGCUUUGGGCAAUCCAACUCCCUCCCGACAACCAGCUCAGUGGGUGGCGGCAUGGGCAGGCGGAAUCCACGCCAGUACCAGAUCCCCUCCCGGAAUGUCCCUUCCGCCCGCCUUGGCCUCUUGGGCACCAGCGGAUUCGUCAGCUCUACCCAGCGUAAUACCGCAGCCAACCCCACCAUCAUGAAGCAAGGAAGACAGAACCUCUGGUUCGCCAACCCCGGGGGCAGCAAUAGCAUGCCAAGCCGCACCCACAGCUCUGUCCAAAGGACCCGCUCACUGCCUGUGCACACUUCGCCACAGAAUAUGCUGAUGUUCCAGCAGCCAGAAUUCCAGCUUCCGGUGACUGAACCCGACAUCAACAACAGGCUGGAGUCCUUGUGCCUCAGUAUGACCGAGCACGCCCUGGGAGACGGGGUUGACCGGACCUCCACAAUCUAGAAGCUGAAGAUGAGAGUGACCGCGCUGGCCGUGAAAUCGACUGCUGCGGGUCCAGUGUUAGCCAUCUUCAGGGUUGCACAGAAUCCUCCAAGAUACUCUGCAGCCUUUUUUUUCCCCCUGGUCCCUCUCCCAUUUUGAUUUUGUGAGAGCUAGGUCGUCCUUGUAAACAUAUCAGUAGACCUGGGAUUGGUUAUUUUGUCAUUUGUUUCUGUCAUGGGAUGGCGUGGUGUGGGGCAUGGGGAGGGGUCUCUAAGGGAAACAGGAUUGGGAGGAGGUGGAGGGAAUGCAAGUGGCUUCCUGGAUGGAAAUGGGGGUUUCAGGGGGAGAGCACAGCUCGGAAAGAGAUGAGAGAUGCGGGAGGGAGGAAGACGCCCCUGCCUUGGGAGCCUUCUCAGAAGCCUACCUUCGAAGUCAGAGCCCAGGAGGAAGGCAUGGAUGCCCGCGACCAAAACGCGAGUGACGGCGGCUCGCUCUUUCACGUCUCCUCUGAUUGGAUUCUCUGAGGCCCCUGCUUGAAAUCCAGCCGCAAGAAGUCCACAUGGCAACUGGGGCAGUAAGGGAGAAAUCCGCUCCAACAAAAUUUCAGAUAAACUUUGAUUUGUGUAUUGUUUACAUAACAAUUUUAAAGGGUACAUAAUGUGUAAAGAGUUGGGAUAGAACUUUUCUUCAUACUAUGGUUUUUGUAAAGGAUUUGUUGAUAGGGAUUCAUUUUUUUCCUCUAUUUUUGUAAUAGCAGCAGGGUUGUCUUUUUAAAUGGCUGCCAGGCUCUGCUUCUCGGGAAGAAGGAUGCGGUCACGUAGGCCUGAGUGGUGUCUCCCACCUGUGGGUGGGAGGAGCGUGUAGGUGGAGUUGAGCAUGUGGCUGGAGUGAGCGGAGCACCGGGGGAGGGCGCCACCAUGUGAUCGGUUACGGGAUUGCGCGCAGUCACCUGGAGAGUCGAAAAGAAUCUUGCUGCCCUUUUCUGUGAUGAAUUUGCUUCUCACCCAGAGACACCUUUCUCUCCCCACCCUACCAGGGGGUUUCAUCCUAUCGCUCCUGGCCACACACACACACACAGAGAGAGGUGGGUACAAGUUCCACUGGAGGAGAAAAGGCAAGGAUGGAUAUUUUUUCCUGGCAGGAGGCCUUAAUAUCCAGAUGAUAAGCUCAAAAUACCACUUACGGGGGAUUGCUCGCAGGAAGCCGAGCCUAGCCCCUCAAGGUUCGAUCAACCACCGCUGAGGAAAAGGAAGAGAGGAGCAAGGUCCAGCAACAGUGUAUAAAUGGUCAGUCAGCAAGUGGCAGAGAGAGCCGCGGGGAGACGUUGCAAGUGAGCCGGGGAAGAUGAUGUGGGAAAGGUUGACUUCAUGAUGGACAUGAAGGUUCUAUUACAGACAUCAGGGAGUUGCUGUGUUGUAGGCUGAUUUAUCUACCUACACGGAAGGGAGACAGAACUACUCCUUACAUGGUGAGAGAUUAACAAACUAUGCUACCACAAAGUAAUAGCUCUAUUUCUUAAGGGCAAGAAAGACUAUGUUUCGGAAUUUGAUGCAAGGGAGGGUAUUAGAGAAAAUCCAUGAGGAGCUGUGCUCUGCGCUGGAAAAUUGGGUUGUGUAAAUGAUGAUGUGCCAGCUCGGCCAGAGGCGAGAUCAGGGAGAUGGUAGGAGGCCUGUUUACUGAAUGGGUGAGUCUGGUACCAUUUUUUUGUUUGUUUGUUUUAGCAAAGUCAGAGUUGAAAUUUAAGAGAUCAGACCAUGAAAAUCACUGCAUUUACUUAGAGUUAUUUUUUUAAAAAAUAAGUUAAUGAAGUAAAUACACAUUUACAAGGCCUUAAUGAAAUCCAAACAGCUUUCUUCUACCUUCCAGAUUAAAAAUGUACACCCAACCCAACCUUGGAUGUUGCGAGGCUUGUGAAAUCCUUUUAAGGUCUAAAAUGUGGGAACAUCUUAGCCACAAAGAGCCUUUAGCAAGCAUAGAAGGCUUGAAUCCACAACAUCCUGCAUUGCAUUAGGGAAAAAAGAGCUCUCCUUGGGUGACGACUAUGUUCUAAACAUGCAAAUUCAUGUGCAGAAAGAGGCAGCAUUUUGUAGUUGAUUUUUUUUUAAACCAAGUGCCAUUAACAUUCAUCCUCCACAUCCCUUUUCUAAGCAAGCUUAGGGUUACUUGGGGAAUGUGUUGGGAUGGACGAUCAUGUGUGAGCUGGGAAGAACAGGUCAAAGAUGUUGAAGGCCAAAGGCAAGACCAGACGGUUUGCGAAGGUGAUUUUGGAUGCUGAGAACGUUAAUAGAAGAAGCAGGGGUAUUAACACAUCUCGUGGAGAAGUGAGAAAGCAUUCAAAUCUGCUGCAAAACACAUGUAUCCAUAAAGACUUGGGUUGUUCAGAAAACAGAUUGUGAACACAAUCACAUUAGCAUGAAUCCUUUAAAAGGAAGAAGACCUUAAAGCAUUUGCAAAUCUGAAUUUCUAUUUAUUCCUUCACUGAAUAUAGAAACAAUGGUUAUCUGAUUAUUAGAGAUAUUAUUUUGGAUAUGUUACUUAUUAACUUGCUAUGGCUGGUAACCAUGAUAAAGUCUGUUAUUAAUAACAACAUAAUUCUUUUUUUAAAAGAAAAGCUUAUUUUUCAUUGACUGUGUAUAGAUUUAUCUACUUAGUUGUGUUUUGCUCUUAGUGUUUUAAUUUUUUUAAGUUGAGCGUUCUGAUAAAUUUUAGGAGCCUGUCCCCACCUUGUUUUGAGUCCUGUGUUGACUGCAGGUAUACAGCUCAAUCUAAAAAUCCUAAAGCAAAAGAACUUUAUUUAUAAAAAAAAAAAUCAAAUGGUUGCAUGCAUAAGGCUGUGAAGUCGGAUAUUUAGUAAUAAAGCGGCAGUGCCUUUUUUUGUAUUUACCCAUUGACCCCCAAAUGCAACUGUUUUAUAUUAAGUAAAUAGUAAACAUUAAAAAUCUCAGAGUAAAAUCUAUUUCACUACAUGGGUUUUUUCCUCCCCUUGUUCUGAUUUAAGCAGUGUGUAUUUGACAUCUCUACACUGUCCCAGGGACAGUGGCAUUCUACGAUAUUGUUAUCAUGUAUGAUGUUUUAUUGGUGCUUUUUAUUCAUAGUGGUUUCUUACCAGAAACAGUAGGAAGACGCACAUGAGUUGUGUGCAAGAAAUGAAACAUUGCUGCUGAUAUGUUUUGUUUUGUUUUCCACAUGCUUUUUGAGUUUCACUUGUUUAAACCAAGGGCCAGCAAGCAAAAAUAGAUGCUGCUGGGUCUGCCUGCAGAGGGCGGCUCUUUGCACCAAGCUCUCCAAUCCUGUGUACUAACAGUCCGUUUUUGGUCUUCAGGAUUAGAGCUACAGCUGGGCCCCCUCUCCCAUUCCUUUGAAGAGACACUGAGGGAAACAAGGUUUUCUUUUGAGGUGUCGUCGGCUGCCUUUUGUGGAAUGGGAGCCUUCUCUGGGUCUUCUGUUCUUCUGCCCCUCUCUCAGCUACUGCCAGUGCCAGGUUUGUAGAUGUUCACCCCCCGCCCCGGAACUGGGAUCUUCCCAAGAGCCUGGGCUGGGGGCUGAGCUGGGUUGAAGAUGUAGGUGCACAACCAGAAGGGCAGUGAGAGGGGGCAGGCAGCCCCCAUCACAUUGGUCCUCUGGAAAUGUCUUGGGCAGGCAGCCCCAACCCUGGUGCAGGAAAGCAGCCUAACCAAGGCAUUCGAGUGUGCCUGAUACAAGAAGGCCCUGUGGAGGGAAAAUUUGCACAUAGGGCUGUGAUAACACUAAUGUUGAUUUUUUUUGUUUUGUUUUACAAGUCAUCAGAGAUGUUUGCAAAGUGAGUUUUAUUAUUUUUUUUUGUAAUUCCUUUAUCUUUACUUAAAGGUGAAUGUGUAUUCCUCUGGGAGGAAUAGGAAGAAAACAGGAAUGUUAAUAAUGUCAAACAGAAGACUUCCUCCCUCAUUAAUAUAUAACCCUCAUGUAUUUAUGCCUAAUGUAAGCUGACUUUUAAAAAGCUUUCUUUUGUUGCAUGCCCCGUGCAGGCAUCCCUAUUGUACAUGCAUGCCUUUCGUCCUGUUUUCCUGUAUAAAGUUAGUGAACAAAGAACUAUUUUUGCCUAGUUCAUGUUGCCAAGCAAUGCAUAUUUUUAAAAUUUGUCAUAUAUGGAAAUAGCAUGUUUGUUACAUGUAAAAGCUUUACUGAUAUACAGAUAUACUAAUGUUUGAAGAUGCUGUUCUUUGCAAGUGUACAGUUUUCAAAUGUUGUUACCAGUGAAACACCCUCGUGGUUUAAACUUGCUACAAUGUAUUUAUUACUCAUUUCCUCCCAUGUAACUAAAAAUCAUGGCUAUAUUUCAUAUCAACGUUAUAUUGAAAGUGAAGGGAAAUGAUUAAUACAAGGUUUUGUAACACUGGUGUGUGUCUUUUUUUCCUUUUUGUCAAUACGAUUGAUUAGAAAAUAAGAACUGAAUAAGCCAGCCAGGAAGAAUAAGGCUGAAAUCCUGUAAAAUAUUCCCACCUGACCAUUCUGUGAAAGCUGUAUCUUCCAACUGUGAGCUACGUGGUUUUUUUUUUUUUUUUUUUUUUUUUUAACAAAAAGGUAGGGAAAAAGGUGUUGAACAUUUAUGCAGCUUGAUCUGUGCCCAGAGCAACCAAAAAAUGUAACCCCUGUCUUAGGGGUAUGUUUCUAAAUAAAAAUUCGAACCUUG